This is a messenger RNA of Tachysurus vachellii, 4965 nucleotides long. RefSeq names its product cdkn1a interacting zinc finger protein 1a (gene ciz1a). The transcript is spliced from 16 exons. Lineage: Eukaryota; Metazoa; Chordata; Actinopteri; Siluriformes; Bagridae. Bases 142 to 2292 code for a protein of 716 amino acids. Gene Ontology annotation, cellular component: nucleus. Gene Ontology annotation, molecular function: nucleic acid binding; zinc ion binding. The record is from RefSeq and is a predicted model, not a curated record.
GUGAGUAGGGAGGUAUUUGGAAUCAGGACGCGUAGACGCUAGCUAAGCCGAGUCCGUCCAAACACCGGUAUGUUAGCAUAGCAGGAAUCACUACUGAGGUAUUGCAGUAAAGUUGGUCAGAUCAUCACCUCCAACAUCAGGAUGUUUAACCCUCACCAUCACCAGCAGCAGCAGCAGCAGCAGUUUCAUCAGCACCUUCGUCAGCUACAGCAGCUGUUCCAGCAGCAAACCCCACCGCCGCCUCCACCACCUCCUCCACCACCACCCCAACCUCCACCAACACAUCACAUCCCCCAUCACCACGGGGGAGGACGGCCUAUGACUGUCCCGGCUCCGGCGCCUCCUUCUGCCCGCAUGGUCAACCUGUGCUCUGCCACCCAGACCAUCAUCGCCCCUAAUCCCAUGCUGCAAGGCGCAUUACUGAUGCAGCAGAUGCAAGGGGGAAUGCGGAGCUUUGCCAUGGGUGGACAGCAGUUUCAGCAGUUUUUCGCUGCAGGCUCCAGAUCCUCCAUUUUGGGUCCGGUUCCACUUGGGGUUGCUAUAAAAACUCCACAUAUGGGAUUUCCUCCACGACACUUCAACCCUCAUGCUCGCUAUUUUAACAACGACUUUCAGUCACGACAGCCGGACAGGAAAAGAGAGAACGAACACAGACCUGCAAUCGGCCCCGACAGCCAGUCUGGGGCGAGCAGCAGCCGAGAUGAAACCACAUCGGUGGCAGAUGUCAGCGGUCAAUCAUCCACGCAGCAGCCGGAUGAGCCUGCUGCUAAGAAACAGAGAGCUGAAGGGUCAAACGACCCGCUCGAGACCGAAGCAUCUCCGAGUACCGAGUACGAACGAACUGCUGAAGAUCCCGAUACUGCAGACUGCAUACCAGAAGAAGACGGGACAGUAGCCGGGUCCGAGGCAGCCGAGGCACUGGAGCAAAGCCGGGCAGCUGAGCAGGUCGAAGGCCCUGAGACUUCACUCAAAAAUGCAGAUCAGCAGAGUAGUUUGAACCAGCCGGAGCCUGUAGGUUCGGGGACUGUAUCUGAUGGUAAAGACGACGCAGCCAAGAGCAGUGACGUGGCUAGGGAAGCAGCAGAAGGAGGAGGAGGAGAAACUGCUAACAAAUUCUACUGCUAUAUUUGUAACAUUACCUGCCACAACCAACAAAAUUUCCAGAGCCAUAUGAAUGGACUGGCCCAUCAGCAGAGGAUGAUGGAAAUUCAGCACAUGAGUAACGCCUGCCUCGUCACACUGCUGCCUCGUGUACAGGAGUCUCUACAGGGGCCACGCAAAGACGGGGAGAAAAGACCAGGCUUGCAGAGGUGGUGUCCCACCUGUAAAACUCACUUCACCACGAAUGUCCUGGAUCAUCGUAAAACCAAGGAGCACAAGCUCUGUAGCCGUUCUCAGACUCCCGGCUGUACCGUCUGUAAGCAGCAGUUUAGGACGUCCAGAGAAUUCGUCGAACACAUGCAGUCCACCGAGCACAAACAGCGCAUGGAGCAGUUGUUAAAAGAGACCGGGAAAGGGAAUCUGGACGACCUGGGCUUGGAGGUGUACACAGUGGGCGCUGAUGAAGAAGGCAUCGACAGUGAAGAGGAAGAGAAGGUGGAUGAAGAAAACGGACAGCAGGAAGGUCUGCCUGUACAGAUGGAGGUCACAUUGGAAGAUAUUACGGAGGAGGAAGAGUUCGACUCAGACACCGUAUACGGUUCCAACUUUGUCAUCCCCGUGGCCGGGUUCCUGUGCCGACUGUGUAACGAGUUUUAUCACUACGAGGCAUCAGCACGACGCUCACACUGCAAAACGCUCCAACACUUCGAUAAUCUAAAGAGAUAUAAAGCAUUAAAGAUUCAGGAAGCUUCAGCUUUAGAGGCCUCAGAGUCAGUUUGUACCUCAGAGGAUCAUCAAUCCAAGGACACAGAGUCUCCUAGUGGUUCCUCUUUAAGUGACCCUGUCAUCAGCAACAGUAGACUAGUGUCCACUGGAGCAGCUACUGUUCAGGAAAGCAUCACUACUAGUAUCACCACCACAACCACCGCCAGCACCAGCAAAGGGAAUAACAACAACAACAACGGCAGCAGCAGCAGCGGCAGCAGCGCACCGCCAUCUCCUCCUAACCAGCAGCCUGUUUCUGGGUCUCCAACAAAGUCCAGAGAUACAGAGGAAGACACGGUCACAGAAGAGCCUGACGCGGACGAGCCUGAGGAGGACGUUCUCAGCACCGUGCCUGAAGAGAAGACGACCCGAGGGCGCGGAAGGACGGCCGCCAAGAGAAGAGGGAGGGGAGGACGACGACGCUGAGCACUGGGGAAGAUGCAGAGAUGGAGGAAUGAGCUGCUAGAGUUAGAAAGAGUGGGGAAAAUGUAAUUCAAUGUUUAUUACCCAUCUUCUGCUGUUCACUAAAAGUGUGGGAACCCAGGACAGUAGGACAGACCCUGUAGAGAGUAGGUCUUUUAUUCAUUAGUCAUUUCAUAGGUCCUUGUCCCGGAUUUGACAUUUAAACCCCUCACAAGUUAUAGUAUGUUUUUAUUUUAUUUUAUUUUAUUUUAUUUCCUCCCUUUGUGCUUUGUUCAGAAUGUGUGUACUGAUGAAAUAAGGAUCUUGCACAUUUCUAUCUCGUGAGGUUCUUGAUCCCUCAGAAGCUUGUAGUGACUUAGAAUGUAGCAACGUUUUACUUUAACAAGCAUUUUUAUCAUGGUUCUGUAAAGCAUAAAAAAAGAAACAAUUACGGUACGUUUAUUUUGAACGGAAACACGUGUUUAGAGACGAUCUGUGGAAUAACGUGCAACCGAGCUGCGAAUCAAGCGAACAUCAAGUUUUAAAGGUAAACAUGAUCACAGUUCCUGGCUUGUUUAUUUUGUUUUGGGCCACUUUUUUUUUAGCUUCAGAAUAAAUUCAGGUAAAUCCUGAUCAGAAACCUGUGAUAUGCUCUUGGAUAAAUGGUCUUUCAAUGUAGGCAUGAUGUAUAGACACGACUCAGAGAUGCUGUGUCUUCUAGAGAAACGGAAGCAUGCGUGUGGUGCACACAUUAAAGCCUUCAUAUGUUGGAUUCGUUCGUUGACAAAAAAACUUAAAUCGGUCUAAAUGCUUAAUGUCUGCGGGUCACCCGUGGAGAAGGUGAUCUUUUACGAUCCGAGCUUGGAGAGAAGAAACCGAGCCUUCGGCUUAAGCUCUCACAGGUUUGCGCAAAAAGCAUUCAAGAGCUUGCUAUUCCAGCGAACAACAAGGAAAGUGUUACUUCACGAGUGUUUGUCGCAGUCUUAGCCUAGAAUCCGGGAGCAUCAUCUUAGUGUCCUAGUGUCAGUGGAGUCGUCGUUAUUAAUGUUGUUAGCUUAGCUGGACGUACCACCACGCCGUUUGUUUUUCAUGCUCCUAUCACUAGGCGAGGGUAAUCGGUCAGUUUAUUUUUUUCUGUCUCAGUAAUUCACACUUUUUAUUCACUCGGAUUAAUUUUACAGCUAUGGUAUGUGGUCCAAAACCAUGACAGGAUCUGGUCCACCUUAUAGAUCGACGUUUGGUGGAAAUGAAAAAGACACAGCUAUCGUGGUGGGUUUAAAAGCAUCUCCAAACUUCUACUUUAGUCCAGGCCUGUGUUGGUAUACAUCUCUCCAAAUCCUGUGCUUACGCUUUCUUUUUUUUUCUUUUUUUUUUUUUUUUAUGUGAGCAAGUGCAGAACUUGUAAUAACUAACCAGGAUUCAUUUAUUCAUAAAUCCUGUAUAAAGAAACACUGAAGAAGAGCUGCUUUAUACAAAUUUGUUGUUGUUGCUGUUUUUUUUUUUUUUUUUGGUGAGGAUCUUUUCACUCCCUCAGUGGCAUUAGUUGUGUGAUUGUAAUACUUUUUUCUGUGUGGUGUUUUUUUUUGUUUUUUUUUCCCUCCCACUUGCAUCUCCACGCACUGUCAAAAUACACUGGAAAAACCCUAAACCCGCAUGUUUUGUGUGUUUAACCCGGCAAGUAAAAGUCGUGCUAUUUGGCUGUUGCGCCGCAGUACACUUUGGUAACUCUAGGACAAUAACUGCUGUGCUUUAGAUAGAAAUAAAUAUACAAUCCCAAGUGGAUUUAUCAUCUCAUUUCCCCAGAUGAUACUCAGAUAAAUUUGUCUUGGAAUCACGAACGUGAUCCCCUGCACAGGCUUUGUUUAGAAAGCGUUCACACUUCCGGUGUCAUUGGACUUGUGUGAUUUCUUUUAAUUAGUAAGUGGGUUUGCUAGCAAUAGUGGGAAAGUUUGGUCUUUGAGAAUUUCCUGUUUCUUCAGUGAGAUAUUAAGUGAUUUGAAUUGAAGUGAUAUGUUUCCAGAAUUGUUUUAGUGACCAAGAUUUCCAGAAAGAUCUGAAGCCAUAUCCAGAUCAAGCACAGGUCUAGAUCUGCCCUCAUACUGUCCAGGAAUUCUAUUAUUAACAAAUCUGCUCGAGAGAGUUGAGAUGAUCGUUUCUUCAGGAUUUGAAAGCCGUAAACACUCAACACAGUUCCUCUUUUGAGGUGUACAUUUAAGCUGAUUAAUCCUUCUUGAUUUUUUUUUUUUUUAUAAAAUGAACGGCAGACGCGAGUUAGCCACAUGCAGUAUUAAUCACUCAGAAAUCAAGAGACAGUCCAGUCCAGUUUCCAUUUAACAACUAAACUCUAUAGAUGUACACCUUAAAUCCAGUUCCAGAAAGAAAGAAAAAUACCAUGACUCGUUGUAGUCUUUUACUCACACAGCUGUUUCGAAAGACACAUUGCAAGGAAUAGCGUUAAGGAAAGCUAACAAAAUGUGUAGAGAUUUGAGUCCUACCUCCUUCCAGGACCACAACAAUAUUUGAAAAUGAUCACCAUCAGAAUGGAACUGUACAUUUCAUAAUCUAUUUUUAUUCUACAAAUGAAAUAAGGAUUUAAAAAAGGUUGUUUUAUAGGAGCUGGAAGCAUCUUGUAUUUUUUUUUUCCUCCAGAUGUUUGUUUUCUGCAUUUUAAUGUCUAUUAAAAUAUUUGAUGAUUAA